UCUCUCCUUGGGAUUAGAAUGUAUUUUAUGCCAACAGUGAUUUCAGUAUUUUUCUUCUUAUAGAAUGCAGGCCCGUGGACUCUUUCUCCUCUUGGUUCUCAUCCUUCUGGUUGUAUCUUCAGAAGCUGGCAAGAUUAAGAAGGACAAGGUCAAGAAAAAUGGUUCCGAUUGUGAGGAGUGGCGCUGGGGUCCUUGUAUCCCCAACAGCAAGGACUGUGGCGUGGGCUUCCGUGAAGGAACUUGUCAUGAAGAGACCAAGAAACUCAAAUGCAAGAUUCCAUGCAACUGGAAGAAGGAGUUUGGAGCUGAUUGCAAGUACAAGUUUGAGAGCUGGGGUGGCUGUGACUCUGCAACAGGUCUGAAGGCCCGUUCAGGUACUCUGAAGAAAGCUCUUUACAAUGCUGAGUGCCAGGAAACUAUUCAAGUGACUAAGCCCUGCUCUCCUAAGGCCAAGUCAAAAUCCAAAGUGCUUCCUGGGGGCACAGUGAGACCUGGAGAAGUUAAGACAAGCAGCAUCGCUAAUCCUGUUCCAAUGUCCAGAAUUCCUAACUGGCAUUCUGCCAGAAAAGGAAAAGGGAAGGACUAGUAUGAUGGAUCCAGCCCCACUAUCUUCAGGGCAUGGUGCCUGAACCCACUUGGACACUCGCCACUUGAAGCUGCAGAUUGGCCUCUCCCAGCUGGCAAUGCUUUGCCAAACCCCAUUAUUCUUCAGCCUGCACAGCCUUAUCUUUAACUGCAGUACCAUUUCUAAUCACUAGUUUUGUAGCGUGCAAGCCCACCCUUUCCUAAAGAAGGUGCUGCUUGCCUGACCCUUAACUUCUAUUCUACCUCCUGUCCUCUCUCCUCUCUCUGUGUCUCAGUAUCCUUUGCUCUGGUUUGCUUCCCUGAAUGCAGCAUGACCUUUGGAAAUGGGCUAGGCUGCACAAAGGUCUUGCUCAAGCUCUCCACCUGUGGGGUCCUUUGUCAAAGACAAAUGGCUUUUAGGCAGCCUCUUGCAAUCUUAGCAACACCUGUGGUUUCUCCACAUAGCUUCCUCUGGUCAUAAACCAAACCAUUCAUUAAGGCACCCAAGGAAACCCUUUCAGGGAAUGGGGGAAGAUGGGAGAGGAAGUACAGUGGAAAUGGGGUGGGGUGGGGUGGGGGUGAGAAGCUGUAUCUGCCUCACCUUCCUAAAAGAGGCACUGUGUACAGUAGGAAAAUGCAGACCUCUUUGGUGUUGUUUUGUGCUCCUUUUCCCACAGGAGAAGUGCCUACUUCCUGGCAUGCUCUGCGUGUGCGUGAUGCACACACCCUUAACUACAUGUUUAUUGAUAGGCAGACUUCCCAUCCAAGGAGUAGCAUGGCUGGAUCAUCUCACUGAGCCAUGUUUGCUCGGUCUUUCUGCCUACAAGCCACACCUUGCCUUCCUUUCAGCGUCCAGGAAAGGAUCCCUCAGAGCCGCUGAACCUGGUUCCUUGAUUCAGUCCCCUUUGUCUGUAUUCCUGCUGGGAUGCUGUGGCUUUCCCCCACUUUACUGGUGCUGGGUAAGCCCGCUCUGCUUUUCACAGUUUCCCCCCUUUCCAAUAAAGGUCUUUUUACAAAAAC
This is a messenger RNA of Candoia aspera, 1584 nucleotides long. RefSeq names its product midkine (gene MDK). NCBI's taxonomy places the organism in Eukaryota, Metazoa, Chordata, Lepidosauria, Squamata, Candoiidae. The record is from RefSeq and is a predicted model, not a curated record. Gene Ontology annotation, molecular function: growth factor activity. Bases 65 to 586 code for a protein of 173 amino acids. The transcript has 5 exons.